Messenger RNA from Exaiptasia diaphana, 1390 nucleotides. RefSeq names its product myb/SANT-like DNA-binding domain-containing protein 4. The record is from RefSeq and is a predicted model, not a curated record. Gene Ontology annotation, cellular component: nucleus. Lineage: Eukaryota; Metazoa; Cnidaria; Anthozoa; Actiniaria; Aiptasiidae. The coding region runs from base 497 to 1375 and encodes 292 amino acids. The transcript has a single exon.
UAUUCAGGUCUUAGGUAUUAAAGUCUGCAUCAGURAUCAUGGRAGWUUUAGCAAAAAAAAUAUCGCUUUCGAAAGAGGUACCAUUAAAACCGCUUGAUGGUGAAACCURUCGAUAUUUUAUUGUUGAUCGACGGAAACAGAUUAAUAAUUGARCCAAGUCUAAACCAGGAUUAGUGACUAUUGUCUUCGCAKGUCUGGUAUUAGCAUUGCAAAUUAGGAUCAUAUUUCAUAGUGGCUUCGACAAUCUUCUAAGUCGGGUCUUAGAUAUUGAAUAUCCUUUCCUUGAACAAGUCAUCUUUGACGCGGUAUAGCAAGAGCAUUUCUUCUAAACAUACACUGGAGAACAAAUUCACCGAUUCUCGCACUCGAUCAAGWCUUUUAGACCGSUCRUUCAUCGACUAAAAACCGAAAGCGAUUGGUCUUUGAAGGUAAAUAAUAUUGGUUUUAGCUUCAGUUCAUUCCGCGAAGUUCAUUCUCCGUGGAUUUAGCGUCAAAAAUGUCUUAUACUUCGUCUGCUGCUGCUUCACUCAAGUCAAAACGUAARCCAAACUUCACCGAAGUGGAAAACUUAUUUCUAAUCGAGGAAUUCGAGAGAAAUAAAGAAGUUCUUCGCUCUAAAGUCAACAGUACCGAGAUCAAUCGACAAAAGUUGGAUGUAUGGCAGAGGAUUUGUGAUAAACUAAAUGGAACGAACCCCAUCGUGAAAAGGAGUGUCGAUGAGGUGAGAAGAAAGUGGAAAAACAUGGUGACUUCCGCAAGAAAGGAGACAACAACUUUUAAUCCAAGUCGCCCUCCGUCACAAGUAAGCCAAAGGAUUAUGAGAGGAUAUAACGAGCCCGAAUGUUCUAAUAGCCUCGUGGUAUCACCCCUUGGUAGUGAGUCGAGUAACUCUGGGGGUAUGGGUGUGGAUGUGAUAGUCCAACAAGAGAAUUCAGACACGGUAAAAGAAGAAAUACCUCACUCAAAUACAACAAUCGAUUUGAAUGAAGUUGGUCCGACAAUAGCUGAAGUCCGAGCUGCCGUCGGAUGUGGSAUGGAAGUUGUUGAACCUGGUCCACCAGCAGCCGCUUUGACGGACCAUUCAAGACAGAGCAUGCGUGUACARACCACCUCUAGAAUGAACCAAUUUCGACCGAAGAGAAACAAUGUGCAGUCGAUAAUAAUCAAUGCCAAGAAGAGAAAACUCCAAGCAAGUCAAAGCAUGUGCAGCACAUCAUCAUCGCUUGACAUACARCAAUUACAGAAGGAAAAGCUCACGCUGGAAAAGGAAAAGAUAGUCCUUGAAAAAGAAAAACUURUGCUUGAAAAAGAAAAACUAAUGUUAGAGAUUCAGUGCUUGAGAAGUCAACUUAAUGGCGACGAGUCCGAGUAUUAAAAAAAAUACUAAAAG